Molecule: messenger RNA, 219 nt
Organism: Purpureocillium lilacinum
Lineage: Eukaryota; Fungi; Ascomycota; Sordariomycetes; Hypocreales; Ophiocordycipitaceae
Source: RefSeq, a predicted model, not a curated record
AUGUGCCGAUUGGAGAGCGCCGCGGGGCCGUCGCCCACGCGUGAACUGAUAGUGGGUGCCAGACACCGCUUAAAGGCAUCAACAUGCGUAAUUAGGUUGAGUCCCUCUCAUGCGAAGCGCGCAACACCCUUCUCAAGCCCGGCAAGAGCGGACCGCAUGAAUCCUGCCGCAUGCAACGGCAUCGUGGACUUGGGGCCGGCCUAUGCUUCUCUAUUGUAG